AUGGAAACCUCAGAAAAUUUAAGUUUUGAGAAACAGAGAGCAGCUUUGAUUAAAACUUUUCUUCAGGCUCAUUAUAGAAAAUUUCUUGCAAGUAACAGAACUGAUGCUUACGAUUUACACCAAAGCCUUGAUAUGCCUCUUGAACAAUUUAAAAUCUCUGAUGUGAUUGAACUUUGUGCUAAAGCUUGGAAUGAAGUAACUUCUGGAACUAUUAGAAACUGUUGGUUAAAGACAGGAAUUUUACCUACCUUAGAUGAUGGCAUGAAAUAG
Molecule: messenger RNA, 270 nt
Organism: Entrophospora sp. SA101
Lineage: Eukaryota; Fungi; Glomeromycota; Glomeromycetes; Entrophosporales; Entrophosporaceae
Source: the annotation of a GenBank genome assembly